UUAUUAUAUUAAGCAGACGUUUCCAAUAAUAUUGAAUGCAUUGCAAAUGAUUGAAUCAAAUGCACACACGAAUGGUAUCGAUUGGAAUCUCGACCAUAUAAAGGGAAUUAAUUUAGUAUUUAAUAAAAAUAAAAGCGAUUUAAUAAACAAAGGCUAUUUUCAUCACAAAAGUAUUCCGAUUAUAACAGAAUGUUGUCAUUCAACCGAAGAGACUAUUCAACCAAAAGAAUAGUGUCUGUAGGAGGCGUAUCGAAAAGUGGGCGAAUACUAGAGCUGUAUAGGGAUGAGAACUCGACGCAACAUUUUUUUCAAAUAUCGUGCAAAGAAAAGGGCAAACGAUGUGGUCGUCACCCCGUCUUAAAGGCAUUGUCUCAGCGUUUUCAAUGCGUUCAGAAAUAUAGCUUUACUUACGCUUUGGUCAGAGAAUUCAAUGCACCAGAACUACGGUACCGCAUACCUGAUGUAAGCGUAAUCCUUACCGACGAGGACGCUCGCGUGGUCGAAAUGUUAUAUUUUACCAGGGCGAGUAUACCUAACGGCUCGCAGAACAUUCGGGACAAAUAUUCGCUGCUUAACAGGCGACUUAUGCAGACAAGAGAGACAAGUUGUUACAACCAAAUCAUCAAUCAAUCAUCCAUCACAACAAUCAAACAACUGAUGGAUCUAUUGGAGGACAUCAUAACUAACUUCACAAGUAUUGGCGUAUUUGUCGGGAUGUGUUGCCAUUUGAAGAGUUUUAUAAGUGUUGUGCAAAUGAGACAAAUUGAUGUCAAACGAGACAUUUUGUCCAAAGAGUUCAAAGUAAUUGAGAUCCCAAUCGAGAGCUUGAAUUGA
This is a messenger RNA of Oppiella nova, 834 nucleotides long. Lineage: Eukaryota; Metazoa; Arthropoda; Arachnida; Sarcoptiformes; Oppiidae. The record is from the annotation of a GenBank genome assembly.